UCAAUGACGUGGCUGAUAGCCUGGCAACCUUCUCUCUGCUCUUUCACCUUCUCAUUUCCCUCUUUUCUCGCUUUUCCUCUUCCACCCCACCUCCACCUCCUCCUCCACCUUCACCCCCACAAAAAAAAUCAAUUAAAAUAAUUAAUUACAAAAUUAAAUUAAAGAAAAAACCGACAAAUUUCCCUCCUUUUUUUUCACCCAGGAAAAAUUAAUCAUACCCAAGUUGUAUUCUUUACAAAUUAGAGGGUAAAGAUUGUAUCUUUGUCAAUUGUGGUUGUUUUUCUGAGACCCAGGAAUAGAAAGAGAAGAACUUUCUGGGUUUUUUUUUUGUUUUGUACUGUUUUUGUUGCAUUCAGGUGAAAUUAGGAGGAUAAUUGCUGUUUUGGAUUCAAAAGGGCUCUGAAGCUUGUGACACGUCAUGGGUAAUAGUGAAGGAGAGAAACCUGCAAACACCGAGAAAGCAGCGUCUCCUCCUCGGGAACAAAGCGGCGUUCAUGUUUAUCCUGAUUGGGCAACUGUCCAGGCAUAUUAUGGUUCAGGAGCUUUGCCACCACCUUACUAUAAUCCAGCUGCUGCAUCUGGACAUGCUGUUCAACCGUAUAUGUGGCCACCACCUCAGAUGAUGGCUCCUUAUGGAACUCCUUAUGCAAUGUAUCCACACGGAGGAAUGUAUGGGCCUUCUGCUGCACCUGUUUGUAUGCAGGUUCCAGCUCCCUUAAGUUUAGAAACACCAGCAAAAUCCUCUGGAAAAGAUAGUGGGUCAGGAAAGACUGCUAAAGAAUCUGAUGUUCAUGCAGCAUUAGGCAACGGAAAUGCCAAUGCUGAGAGUGCUGGGGAUGGAGGUGCCCGUGGCCAGUCACAGAGCACGGAUUGUGGAACUGAAGGUUCUUGUGAGAGAAGUUAUGACAGUUCAGCAAGAGAGGACAAUAGUAGUAGAAGUUGUAAUGGGGUGAUGGAUACAGGCACGUGUAACAUGCAGAUGAACGGUGUAGUUCCAGGCAUACCAAUGGCUUCUGUGAAUCCCGUGGGAAACUCUCCUAUGCCUACUCCGGAUAUGAAUCACCGUCCUGGUGCAGGAACCAAUGCAAACGGAGUUCGUGGUGCACCCAGACAGGAUGAAAGGGAGGUAAAACGGGAAAAGAGGAAGCAAUCCAACCGAGAAUCUGCCAGAAGAUCGAGGUUAAGGAAACAGGCUGAAAUGGAAGAGCUGGGUAAAAAAGUUGAUUCUUUGAAUGUUGAGAAUAUGGCCCUUAGAUCUGAAAUUAAUAAGUUAGUGGAAGAUUCAGAGAAACUAAGAUCUGAAAAUGCUGCAUUAAUGGGCAAGUUGGGUAAUAUACAAGGACAAGGAGAUGAGACGGGAACAGAAAAUAGGACAGAAAAUCAAGAAACAUCACAUAUUAACACCGAGAAUUUGCUAUCUAGAGUAAACAACUCGGUCUCUGACGGAGUGCAUGAGCAACACGAAGAAAAAUGAGAAACCCGUGGACGUCUAAAUAACUCUCAGUCUACUCGGAUUUUAAUUUUUUGGACGCAGAGAUCUCGUGGAUAUAGGCUGACCGAAACAACAGUUUUUUGUUGCACGUGUCCCAGGCAUUGUGACCUUAAUUUACGGCUAACAGGUGCCCCCGCUAAAAUAGUCGGUAGCAGCAGCAGCAUGGACAGGUUUUUAGAGUUUGUGUAGUAACCUAUACAUUGUAGUCAUGUGACUCAUGUUGUGUGUUAUAUGUAAACAAAGUUGUAUCCUGAUUGAACCAAUUCUGGUGUAUCUGAAUAAUUCUAUCAUGCUCUUGUUUUCAGAAAAUUGUUGGUAAUUGUUUGGAUUUUCCGGUUACCGAAUUGUA
This is a messenger RNA of Spinacia oleracea (spinach), 1841 nucleotides long. RefSeq names its product common plant regulatory factor 1. The transcript is spliced from 12 exons. The record is from RefSeq and is a predicted model, not a curated record. Gene Ontology annotation, cellular component: nucleus. Gene Ontology annotation, molecular function: sequence-specific DNA binding; DNA-binding transcription factor activity. Bases 419 to 1474 code for a protein of 351 amino acids. Gene Ontology annotation, biological process: regulation of DNA-templated transcription. NCBI's taxonomy places the organism in Eukaryota, Viridiplantae, Streptophyta, Magnoliopsida, Caryophyllales, Amaranthaceae.